AUGGCCUCAACAGUAUCACAAAAGGUACUGUUAGUGUUAUCUAUCAUUUUUAUUGUACUAGGUUUGGCAUUAACUCUUGGUGGUGCAUUUUCACCAGCAUGGCAAAUUGUUGAUAUAAGAGAAUUUAGAGCUGAACAUCAACAUGGUUUAUGGUGGGAUUGUGUUAGAGCUGAGAAACAUGUUGUUGCUGUUGGUGAUUUUUAUGAUGAAACACCAUUACAUUGUAUGCAAAAAUUUGAUAGAUCUGCUGAACUUGUUAUUGAAGAUACUUUAAAUAAUAUUGAUGAAGAUGGUGCUGCUGGAGAGUCUGAACAUCAUAGAUUUUGGGCAUGGCAUAAAAUUGUUUUAUUCUUCAUUCUUUUUGGUGCUUUCUCUGCAUUUAUAUCAAUAUGUACUGGUGUAUGUGCACCAUGUUUUCCACCAUGUGCUUUUGUAUUUUCAAUUUCAUUAUUUAUUGCCAUGAUAUGUUCAAUGAUUGCUGAUGGAGUCUUUUUUUUAGCUGCUAAUAGAGUUGAUAAUAGAUUUGUUCAAGGAAUGGUUGGAACAUAUGAACAAAAUAUUGGGUAUGCUUUUUAUAUUCAUUUAUUUGGAACAUUAGCUUGGAUUCUUGCAUUUAUAUGUACACUUGCCACAACAUACAAAUUUUUUUCAACCAAUAGAAGAAAUGAUGGAGACUAUUAUCCAAAUAAUGAUCGUUUUGGUGAUUCAAGAGGCGUUCCAAUUCAAAGAUCUAUAUUAAAUGAUAAUAACAAACCUAUUAAUUUUUCCAAUAACAUUCAAUAUACUCAACCAUCACAAUCAUACCAACAAGGUUAUGGUUCUCAAAGCUAUCAUUUUCGUGAAACCAGUGCUUAA
Molecule: messenger RNA, 855 nt
Organism: Strongyloides ratti
Lineage: Eukaryota; Metazoa; Nematoda; Chromadorea; Rhabditida; Strongyloididae
Product: Clc protein-like family-containing protein
Exons: 2
Coding region: 1-855 (284 amino acids)
Cellular component (GO): membrane
Source: RefSeq, a predicted model, not a curated record